Molecule: messenger RNA, 1701 nt
Organism: Rhodotorula toruloides NP11
Lineage: Eukaryota; Fungi; Basidiomycota; Microbotryomycetes; Sporidiobolales; Sporidiobolaceae
Product: alpha-1,3-glucosyltransferase, glycosyltransferase family 57 protein
Exons: 11
Coding region: 1-1701 (566 amino acids)
Biological process (GO): protein N-linked glycosylation
Cellular component (GO): endoplasmic reticulum membrane
Molecular function (GO): dolichyl pyrophosphate Glc1Man9GlcNAc2 alpha-1,3-glucosyltransferase activity
Source: RefSeq, a predicted model, not a curated record
AUGAGCUCGACAACAAGCAGGCGCUCCAAGCCGCCUCCCUAUGAAGCCCAUGAGCCGCCAAAGCCGCCAGCACGGCGCUGGUGGCAGCUCGACCGCGCCGAACGCGACCUCCUCGCCCUGUCAUCCGCCUCAAAGGUGCUGCUGUUUCCAGCGUAUCGCUCAACCGACUUUGAGGUCCACCGCAACUGGCUGGCGGUGACACACUCGCUGCCGCUGAGUCGAUGGUACUACGACACGACGUCGGAGUGGACGCUCGACUAUCCUCCCUUCUUCGCCUUCUUCGAGCGCUUCCUCUCGUCCUUCGCCUACAUCGUCGACCCCGAGAUCGUGCGAUUAGACAACCUGGGCUACUCGGGCGGGGCGGUCGUCGCGUUUCAGCGGACGACGGUGAUCGUGUCGGAACUCGUCCUCGCGCUCGCUGUCUUCCGAUGGGCACGAACGUCGCAGAAGCCCGACUAUCCGACAGCUUCCGUCAUCGCCACCUCCGUACUCUUCCACCCAGGCCUCCUCAUCGUCGACCACACCCACUUCCAGUACAACGGCUUCCUCCUCGGCAUACUUCUUUGGUCUCUGAUUGCCGCGCGGGAUAACAACCUCUACGUUUGCGCCGCACUCUUCGCGACGCUCCUCAACUUCAAGCACAUCUUCAUCUACCUUGCCUUGCCCUAUUUCGUCUUUCUGCUGCGAAGACACUGCUAUCCGCCGGGCGGCAAGUUCCAGAUCGAUCGCGUCGUCGAGCUCGGUCUCAUUGUCGCCUCCAUUUGCACCAUUUCGUUCGGUCCCUUCGUGGUCGCAGGCGGCUUCUCCCAGCUUCGCCAGAUCUUCUCGCGCCUCUUCCCUUUCCAGCGCGGAUUGAAUCAUGCGUACUGGGCGGGGAACGUGUGGGCGCUUGUGAGCACCAUGGAUAGGGUGCUCGUCAAGUACCUCGUCGCACGAGGAUGGCCCAUCUCGACCGAAGCGCUCACCUCCUCUUCCCGCGGCCUCAUCGGCUCAACAACCUUCGGCGUCCUCCCCAACAUCACCCCUCGCCAUACCUUCGUCCUCACCUUUGGGUUCACCUCCGUCUUCCUCGUCAAACUCUGGUUCGACCCGUCGUACAGGCGCUUCCUCAAUUCGGUCGUGUUGGCGGCCUUGACGAGCUUUCUGUGGGGAUGGCAUGUGCAUGAGAAGGCGGUCUUGCUCUUCCUCGUCCCGCUCAGCUUGACCGCGACGGACGACGACAACCACUACCGGGCUUUCCUCAUCGCGACGACCGCGGGCAUCUACGGCCUCUUUCCGUUACUGAUCAAGCCAGCCGAAACGCCCAUCAAGAUCCUCUUCACGCUGUUGUGGUCGGCCUUUGUCCUCCCGCAGCUGCGCAAGGUCGUCUAUCGUCCGCUGCCCAACCUCUUCACAAUGCUCAUCGACAAAGCCGAGACGCUCUACCUCUACGGCUUUGUCUUCGUGCAGAUCUACACGACCUUCCUCCACUCCCUCCUCUUCCCCUCCGCGCCAGCCGCUUCCUCCGUCCCCGGCGUUAUUAUCUGCUCCGCCUCAGCCGUCGCGAAUGGCACCUGUGUCGACCCGGCAAUCGCACAGCAGGCGAUGGAGGUCAGCGAGGCGAGCAUGGAGUUCCUGCCACUCAUGCUGACGAGCGUGUAUUGCGCGGUUGGGAUCGUGUGGAGUUGGCUGAGGCUGAGCUGGGGGUUCAUGACGAGCUAG